UUUCGAACUCCCUGCGAGGCCUGGCGGGCCGUAGCGCGGCGUGGGGCGGGGCCGGGCCGCACUGUGGGUCGCGCCGUGGAUGUGACGCGACGUGACGUGCGCAGCGUCGGGGCGUGGGAGCGGAAUUGGGGCACUGUGAGAAUUGAGGUUCUCUCUCCUCGCUCAGUGUUUACCUCUUUGUAGCCGGGUCUAGCACCGCCUACCGCUUUAGCGAGAGUUACGCGAAAGGAGUCCUCCAUUAAUGGAUGGUCUUAUUAUUUAAAGUGAGGAGGCCGGAAGGGAAGGCAGUUUGGGACAACGGUUGAAGUGUGUGGCGUGUUCCUGAGCACGAGUACAGAUCAGUUUUCUCCUGUACUGGCAGACAUUGCAAGUUCUUAAGUGCUAUUAGCCGAGCUCUACAAGGCCGGUCCGAUUCUGGUUGGAUUUGAUCAUGGCAGGGAAGUUUCAUUUGGCUCGACAGUGGGGAAGAAUUUCAGACCAGUCUUAUCUGAACUCUUAUCUUAUCCAUGGUUCAGACUGCUAUAGAUCAUUCAAAUCAGUAUCCAGAGUGUACCGGCAAGUAGAAAAAUUUCCAACUGAUACCAUACAGCGCUCAAAAUGGAUCAGGGCUGUUAAUCGUGUGGACCCCAGAAGCAAAAAGAUUUGGAUUCCAGGACCAGGUGCUAUACUGUGUUCCAAACAUUUUCAAGAAAGUGACUUUGAGUCAUAUGGCAUAAGAAGAAAGCUGAAAAAAGGAGCUGUGCCUUCUGUUUCUCUAUACAAGAUUCCUCAAGGUGUACAUCUUAAAGGUAAAGCAAGACAGAAAAUCCUAAAACAACCUCUUCCAGAUAAUUCUCAAGAAGUUGCUACUGAGGACCAUAACUAUAGUUUAAAGACACCUUUGAUGAUAGGUGCAGAGAAACUGGCUGAGGUGCAACAAAUGUUACAAGUGUCCAAAAAAAGACUUAUCUCCGUAAAGAACUACAGGAUGAUCAAGAAGAGAAAAGGUUUACGAUUAAUUGAUGCACUUGUAGAAGAGAAACUACUUUCUGAAGAAACAGAGUGUCUGCUACGAGCUCAGUUUUCAGAUUUUAAGUGGGAGUUAUAUAAUUGGAGAGAAACAGAUGAGUACACCACAGAAAUGAAACAAUUUGCAUGUACACUCUACUUGUGCAGUAGCAAAGUCUAUGAUUAUGUAAGAAAGAUUCUUAAGCUGCCUCAUUCUUCCAUCCUCAGAACGUGGUUGUCCAAAUGCCAACCCAGUCCAGGUUUCAACAGCAACAUUUUUUCUUUUCUUCAACGAAGAGUAGAGAAUGGAGAUCAGCUCUAUCAAUACUGUUCAUUGUUAAUAAAAAGUAUACCUCUCAAGCAACAGCUUCACUGGGAUCCUAGCAGUCACAGUUUGCAGGGGUUUAUGGACUUUGGUCUUGGAAAACUUGAUGCUGAUGAAACGCCACUUGCUUCAGAAACUGUUUUGUUAAUGGCAGUGGGUAUUUUUGGCCAUUGGAGAACACCUCUUGGUUAUUUUUUUGUAAACAGAGCAUCUGGAUAUUUGCAAGCUCAGCUGCUUCGCCUGACUAUUGGUAAACUGAGUGACAUAGGAAUCACAGUUCUGGCUGUUACAUCUGAUGCCACAGCACAUAGUGUUCAGAUGGCAAAAGCAUUGGGGAUACAUAUUGAUGGAGACGACAUGAAAUGUACAUUUCAGCAUCCUUCAUCUUCUAGUCAACAGAUUGCAUACUUCUUUGACUCUUGCCACUUGCUAAGAUUAAUAAGAAAUGCAUUUCAGAAUUUUCAAAGCAUUCAGUUUAUUAAUGGCAUAGCACAUUGGCAGCACCUUGUGGAGUUAGUGGCACUUGAGGAACAGGAAUUAUCAAAUAUGGAAAGAAUACCAAGUACACUUGCAAAUUUGAAAAAUCAUGUACUGAAAGUGAAUUGUGCUGCCCAACUCUUUAGUGAGAGUGUAGCCAGUGCAUUAGAAUAUUUGCUAUCCUUAGACCUGCCACCUUUUCAAAACUGUAUUGGUACCAUCCAUUUUUUACGUUUAAUUAACAAUCUGUUUGACAUCUUUAACAGUAGGAACUGUUAUGGAAAGGGACUUAAAGGGCCUCUGUUGCCUGAAACUUACAGUAAAAUAAACCAUGUGUUAAUUGAAGCCAAGACUAUUUUUGUUACAUUAUCUGACACUAGCAAUAAUCAAAUAAUUAAAGGUAAGCAAAAACUAGGAUUCCUGGGAUUUUUGCUCAAUGCUGAGAGCUUAAAAUGGCUCUACCAAAAUUAUGUUUUCCCAAAGGUCAUGCCUUUUCCUUAUCUUCUGACUUACAAAUUCAGUCACGAUCAUCUGGAAUUAUUUCUAAAUAUGCUUAGGCAGGUAUUAGUAACAAGUUCUAGCCCUACCUGCAUGGCAUUCCAGAAAGCUUACCAUAAUUUGGAGACCAGAUAUAAAUUUCAAGAUGAAGUUUUUCUAAGCAAAGUAAGCAUCUUUGACAUUUCAAUUGCUCGAAGGAAAGACUUGGCACUUUGGACAGUUCAACGUCAGUAUGGUGUCAGCGUUACAAAGACUCUCUUUCAUGAAGAGGGUAUUUGUCAAGACUGGUCUAAUUGUUCACUAAGUGAGGCAUUAUUAGACCUGUCAGAUCAUAGGCGAAAUCUCAUCUGUUAUGCUGGUUAUGUUGCAAACAAGUUAUCAGCUCUUUUAACUUGUGAGGACUGCAUCACUGCACUGUAUGCAUCGGAUCUCAAAGCCUCUAAAAUUGGGUCACUGUUAUUUGUUAAAAAGAAGAAUGGUUUGCAUUUUCCUUCAGAAGGUCUGUGUCGGGUCAUAAAUAUUUGUGAGCGAGUUGUAAGAACCCAUUCAAGAAUGGCAAUUUUUGAACUAGUUCCUAAACAAAGGGAAUUGUAUCUUCAACAGAAAAUAUUAUGUGAGCUUUCUGGGCAUAUUUAUCUUUUUGUAGAUUUGAAUAAGCAUCUCUUUGAUGGAGAAGUGUGUGCCAUCAAUCACUUUGUCAAGUUGCUAAAGGAUAUAAUAAUCUGUUUCUUAAGUAUCAGAGCUAAAAAUGUUGCACAGAACCCUUUAAAACAGUCAGAGAGAACUGAUAUGAAAACUUUAUCAAGGAAACACUGGUCAUCUCUACAGGAUUAUAAAUGUUCAAGUUUUGCUAAUACCAGUAGUAAAUUCAGGCAUUUGCUGAGUAACGAUGGAUAUCCAUUCAAAUGAGAGACCUAAAAUAUAUUAACAUUUUAAUUAAGAACACUUGGUUAACAUUUUUUAAAGUUCAAUUUACCAUAUUUUAUAAAUUGACCAUUCUGCACAGUGGACAAGUUUGCAAUUCUGACUUUUUAAAAUUUCAAAUUCUGCAUACCACAAAAUCUGCUUAUACUUUGGUAUGGCUUGUAGCAUUUAUGAGUUUUCCAAAAUGUAGAAAGCAGUAAGUCAGUAGGAGCAGACUGGCAAACAGGUACUGUCUUUGAAUUUACUACUGUAAGACUAAGCAGUGUUACUGGACACAGUUUUAACUUGUUCAAUCUGCUUCAAAAACAAGAAAAACAACAACUCUGAGUUAUCAAAACAUUGACUCCUUUUAUGACUACACCACAUUUCUAAAAGAUCUUUGGAUUAAAAUUCUUAAAAAUAUUAACAAUACCUAUAAAACCUUGAAGAUAACUUUUACUUAAAUAUGAAAAUUAAAUUGUAGUUUGAAAAUUAGGCUCAAGCAAAUAUCAAAUACUGCAAAAAUCCCCUUGUCCCAGGAUACCUAAAAUAGAAGUGCUUAAACUUCGUCAGGCAGAAGGUAAAGGACACGAGCCAUGAGAUUCUUCCUUGUGCUACAGCCAUGCUGGGGAGUGCAGUCUGGAAAGAACAUACCUAAUGUGUUUUUCACUAUCCAUUAUCUCUGAACUUUGAAAUAUUACUUUUGAAUAAGAGGCUGGACACUUAUUAGUUUGACUUGAAAAAGCUCAGUGCUCAUCAAAAAACGGGGAACCUAAUUUGAAGAUGGAAGCAUACUAAGGACAGUUUUCUCCACUCACAUCCACAUUCUAAAAGAGAAACAAAAACAUAGGUAACUCUGCUUUCACAAAUGAGAAUAGUUUAAUGGAUAGAAGAAACAAGCACAUUAUUCACCUGUGUUAUAAAAACAUCUCUUUUUUGUCACUGAGUGUUUGCAAAGUACAGUUAAUCCUAAUAUGAAAACUUAGAAUUGUAAAAGAUUAAUGAUAACGUAAAAGUAUAUUAAUUAAAAUUCCCCUUACAAAGUAUAUUUUGAUAUGUUUGUUUAUUCUACCUCAAACAAAGGCUUAAGUUUUGAAGGGUAACCAAUUUAUACUUCAUUUUAUACAGAACCUAUUGCUGAGAGAUCUGAAUAUUGUGCUUUUUGUUGUUUGUAAAUAGAAUUGAAUACACCAGGAUAAAUCUUAUUUAAAGGAAGCCUGUUUGUAAAUCACCAACUUUAACUUAUUGCUUAUAUAAAUCCAAGCUCUGUACCUGAUCUUUAUGUAAAGCAAGAUUUAUAUGUGUAGUAUCUAAUGCCCUUUGGUGUUACAUUUGACU
Messenger RNA from Piliocolobus tephrosceles (Ugandan red Colobus), 4528 nucleotides. It is a transcript of the gene THAP9, whose product is annotated as THAP domain containing 9. Lineage: Eukaryota; Metazoa; Chordata; Mammalia; Primates; Cercopithecidae. The transcript has 5 exons. Bases 431 to 3196 code for a protein of 921 amino acids. The record is from RefSeq and is a predicted model, not a curated record.